This is a messenger RNA of Xenopus tropicalis (tropical clawed frog), 851 nucleotides long. It is a transcript of the gene prss1, whose product is annotated as serine protease 1. The record is from RefSeq and is marked provisional. Gene Ontology annotation, cellular component: extracellular region. Lineage: Eukaryota; Metazoa; Chordata; Amphibia; Anura; Pipidae. The transcript has 5 exons. Gene Ontology annotation, molecular function: peptidase activity; hydrolase activity; serine-type endopeptidase activity. The coding region runs from base 5 to 739 and encodes 244 amino acids. Gene Ontology annotation, biological process: proteolysis.
AACCAUGAAGUUCCUCAUCGUCCUGGUCUUGUUGGGAGCAGCCGUUGCCUUUGAAGAUGAUGAUAAGAUCGUAGGGGGUUUCACCUGCACCAAGAACGCCGUUCCUUACCAAGUGUCCCUGAAUGCUGGAUACCAUUUCUGUGGGGGGUCCCUGAUUAACAGCCAAUGGGUGGUCUCUGCCGCUCACUGCUACAAAUCUCGUAUCCAGGUCCGACUCGGGGAGCACAACAUUGCUGUAAAUGAAGGGACAGAACAAUUCAUUGAGUCCCAGAAAGUCAUCAAGCACCCGAGCUACAACUCCCGGAACCUGGACAACGACAUUAUGUUGAUCAAACUUUCCACCACCGCCAGACUCAGCUCCAACAUCCAAUCGGUGCCUCUGCCCUCGGCCUGCGCUUCUGCCGGCACCAACUGCCUGAUCUCCGGCUGGGGGAACACCCUGAGCAGCGGCACCAACUACCCCGACCUCCUGCAGUGCCUGAAUGCCCCCAUCCUGACUGCCAGUGAGUGCAGUAACUCCUACCCCGGGGAGAUCACCAACAACAUGUUCUGUGCCGGCUUCUUGGCUGGUGGCAAAGACUCUUGUCAGGGUGACUCUGGUGGCCCCGUUGUGUGCAAUGGGCAACUGCAGGGAGUGGUGUCCUGGGGCUAUGGCUGUGCCCAGAGGAACUACCCCGGUGUCUACACCAAGGUCUGCAACUAUGUGUCUUGGAUCCAGAACACCAUUGCUGCCAACUAAAUCCCUGCCCUCUAUUCUUUCUCCCUCCCCCGAGGAACCUUUUCAGUCCUGAUGUAGAGUCUAGAUACUCAAUAAAGGUUUCUCAAGAGCAAAUAAAGUGAUCAUUUCACUA